AUCCCCCAACCCCCAGCCGCUGACUACCCGCCUGGCCGAGAGCUUAUUGAAUAACUCCCCACGUGCACUGAUUAAGUCUGAUAAAUUUAUAAUCGUCCUCGCCGGCAUGAGAGGCAAGGUGGGGAGCAUGGCGUUUAGAGCGUCUCGUGCAAAAACUCGGCGCCAUGUUUUAUUUCUUGGAAGGUGAAAACGGCUUGAUGGCAAGGCGCACAAUAUAGAGAAUUAAAUAAUACAUCUCUAAAAGGUUGACACAGGCGCGGGUGUCCAAGAAUCAUGCACGCACGCGGGGCAUGACACGCAGCGGUCCGUGAAAGUGGCGAGUCUGUCUGGCUGUCUGGCUGUGUGUCUGCGUAUCUGUUGGUCUGUCUGUCGGUCUGUUGGUCGUGCACACAAAUGCGUUUGUAUACAUGCACGCGCGCACUAGCAUCUUACACCUCCGCCAUCGAUAACAACUACUUGACGGAAGAGGAGUUAGGGAAGGGAUUUGUUUCGGAGGUAAGAUCUGACAAAAGGAUCCUGUUGUUUUCGCAUUUUAUCAAGAUCAAAAUUGUUUAUUAUUUCGCACUCUAAGGGGUAUGUCUAUGAGGGUUCAGAGAAGUGUCUCAGAGCUGCCGCCCACGCUGAAAUGCAAACCUCUUUGGAAGCAUAUUACUCUGUAAGAAUGCUGUUUGGGGUAUUUACCUAUCUUCCUGUUGCUCCUUCCUUCAGUAAUAGUGCCAGUGAGUGGUUCAUCGUGUCAAGAUCAAUCCCCGCCCCUUUCCACUUCCUUUUACGACAUUCACUGAUUAAUAAGGUAUCCUUUGCCCUUAAGUACGAUGGAGGGGAAAAAACUAGCAAAAUCCCAGUGGCCUUUUGGUUUGACCACACCAGUCACAGGUUUCGGAGACCUUUAGUAAAAUAAUUUUGAGCUGAACUCCCGCAAACAACACUGCAUAAAGCGAUGUUUCAUUCUUUGUGAUCUACAGGAGUGAACUUUAUGGCGGAAGGGUGCUUACUGUGGGUGUUCUGAUCUCAAGGGGGCAAAUUAUUGUUGCUGGUGAUUGGUUUCAACUAGUUUAUGCGCAGAAUUUAAAAAGCAAUAUGUUUACUGAACAAGGGUAUGUCAAAACCCAACAAACGUACUAACCCUUGAUUUGUGACAAAGUUUUGAUAUUAAUAGUGAGAGAUGUCAGAAUCUUAUUAAAUACCGUAUCUUAUUUAAACUACAAAAUUUCCCUUUAAAAGGUAACUGCCUUCAUAACUUUACUGGAUUACGAGUACAAACCUUUUUUUUUUUUUUUUGAUCUGUUACCUGUCUGAAUUUACCGCAUCAUGGCAACAAGAUGAUGAAGAUCUUGAGGGUUCGUGAGGGCUUAAAAGAGGAUGGCGCUGAGGUGGUGAAGAAAACUUUUGGUUUAUUCCAGUCACAUUUUUUUCUCUCCUUUGACGUGGUUGAGCGACGCGUGCACUUGAAGGCGCAGACCGGUAAUAAACCUAUCUUUUCAGUUAAUCAAGCGCGCGCUCGAUACAGCCCAAUGGGCAAGUCAGCCAGACACCUUCCAUUGUUAACGCAGGCAGCAGGUCCAGUCUCCGCUUGCCUCCUCCUCCUUGGAUGCCGACAGAGGGCACAGUGGCACCAUCCUCCGAGUUCCUCCCACUUGCUGAUCGCGGCUGGUGUGGGUGAACGUGAGGAGCACGUGUAUUGUGAAGGCGAAAGAGGAUAUUAUGAAGAGAUAGGGAGGCCAGGAAAUGGCAACUCACCUGCAGCAAUGGGGCCGUUAGUGGCCUUCAGGUGUUGUUGCGUCCGUUUACCUGGACGUCGGCCGUAGCUGCAGCACCGGUGGCGGGAUUCUGUCAGGUGUUUAGCUGAUCCGUGGAUCGUGUACCUGUUUAGAUGCUGGAUGAUUUUGGCUGUGAACAGCUAAAGGUAGGUGAUCGAGCGAGAGGUGUGUGUUGGUGACAGCCGAGGAUGCUGAAGGCAAGGACUCGAGCCCCGACCCUGCAACCUGAGGAACACACGCGGUGGUGUAGCAAAAAAAGACAUGAAAAGAAAUUCGAGGAGAUAGAGUCCUGUCGUCGACAAGAGACGACGAGUGAUGAGGAGUACGACACAGACCUUGACAUUGACAUCGAUGAUUGGUUGCUGGAAAGUCGUAUCCGGCGCAUGCGCAUAGCGUCCCAGGGGGAAACUUACCUGGCGGCGUGCAGACUUGCUGGAGUCAUACCUGUCUCCUGUUUUGUCAAACACCUGCACGACAAGGACCUCGUCGUACGCUUCCGAAACCUCGGCCCCUCCGAGGUCAAGGCCAUGUGCGACCCUUUGAAGGCCAAUAUCCAAGUGCAAACACUGGAUUUGAAGGGGAACUGGAUCCAAGAGAGUGGCUGCCAUUACGUGACGAAAAUGAUGACAGAUAACAUAAGCUUGUCAGAGCUCGUGUUGUCAGAAAACAAAAUUGGAAACCAAGGAGUGAUUGCCUUGUGUGCAGUCCUGUGCCGAAGUGAUAUGAUCUGUAAACUUGACCUUUCAGGAAACUCUCUGGGAGAUUCCGCAGCAGAAGCAAUCUGUGACUUGCUGACGAAAAACUCGAGUCUCAAGCACUUGUUUCUGAAGCACAACAGAUUCGAGCAGAGAGCCGCCUUCUACUUCAAACAUGCUCUCUCCCACAACAUUACCUUGGAAACUCUGGACCUGUCCUGGAAUUGCUUCAGCACGCGCAGUGUCACGCUCGUUGCCAAGGGCGUACAGAACAACACUGGUUUACGCUGUCUCAAUUUCUCCAUGAACGGGGUGGGCCAUGACGGAGCCCAGUAUCUGGGCCGCGCCCUCAGAGUCAACAGGACGUUGCAGCACCUGGACAUCUGCUUUGGUCGGAUUCCAGAAGACGGUUGCCGGUAUCUUGCGGCCAGCCUGGAGAUAAACGACGUAUUGCAAGGACUUAAGAUCAGCAACAACCCAAUCGGAAGCGAUGGGGCUAUGGACUUGCUGAUGGCUGUUGCCCGGAACAAUGCAAGCAGUAUAACUUACCUAGAAAUGUCGAGCGUUCAGGUGAGUGAGACAUUUCGAAAACUGGAGCUUCGGAUGAAGGACGCAAGAACUUUCAACAUCGUUCACGCUGGGUACAAGCGGAAGGCUGGUCCGUCGGAAGGUCAGAAAUCCGAGACCGGCGACUGGUGGGUGCGUGACCCCAUGACCAAGCUGCGCAACUACAUGAAGGAAAAUGGUUACCGGCUGAUCGACCUCUUCCGCGACUUCGACAAGGACAGCAACAACACCAUCAGCAGGGAGGAGUUUAUUAUCGGCGUAGAGCAAGCUGGCAUCAACCUAACAGAAGGUCAAAUUGAUGAUCUAAUCAAAAGGCUUGAUAAAGAUAAGAGUGGCACAGUAGACUUCUGGGAACUGCUGGAGGGCGAUCGCGAACACCGAAUUCUGUACAAGAAGUGGAUGGAGAGAAAGAAGCGGAUGAGCAGAAAAGCCUCAGAUGUCGUGAUCACCUCGCGCAGCAAAGCGGCCCAUCGGGAGGCGCCAAAAGCAGACACGCCCCACACCGUUAUCAACCUGUUUUCCGAUGGACAAAUGACUUCUGCUUGAUAUGAUGAGCUGCGCUUAGAAAAAAAAAUGAACUUGGUUUUUGAACUAUCAUCAGUGCUCUCCUCUUUCCCGCCGCUGAAAGCGGUUUUAACUGUAAAACACGAAUACAGCUGCCUCAUGUUACUCCCGUCCUCUUUUUCUAUACUGCCACCUGCCUCGAGUGGUUAAGACGCUUGGAAGCUAAGGUCGCCAUGCUCAUGGAUGGACAACUGUCUACCUGUCCUCUCACCACCACCACCACCACCACCACCACCCCAACCCCACCCUCCGCCUCACUCUCACUGGAGUAUUAUUUAGAUUUGUCGAAUGCGUGGUUGGUCACGUGACCUGAACUUCUGGCCCUUUAUAAAUUUAAGUUUGUGCUGGCCUGUGAUUUUAGCUCCACGCACGCAGUCAAUGUGAGCAAAGUUUGUAGCAUCCGAAACACUUCCCUUCCUCUUCUAGCCUCGCAACGUGUUAGAUCCACGGAUGGAUGGAGGAGUUUACUUUGCUAAAAAGCAAGCACGGUAAAAAAAAAAAAAAGAUGUGUAAUGAUUCUAAAAGAUCAGUGCAAGCUGCUAUUUUCCACAUAUGUUUCAAUAUUCCCCUUCCCUCUUGUUUCCGUUCUCGAGACCCACAUGUACAAACUUUACCUUUACAAAGAGGUCAAGAGUGCAGAUGUCAGGAUUGUACAUAGAUAUGCUGACGUUAUCAAGGCUUCAGCCAAUGGGGAAGCCGGGAUCAUACGUCAAUUAGGUGCAUCUACCUACAAACGGAACCACGUUUUACUCUUUCUGUGGCCAGAGGAAGACCUGGCUUACGAACGUGAAAGAAUGAACUGGUCGUCCUGUACAGGACCUGCUGACUAUUGCCCACAAUAGGCAAGAAUGGCGACCUUGUCAGCUGCCUGUAUUAUCCCCCAAUCUGCUUUGCUUCACUUUUUCUUGUAGAGAGAAACGACUAGAUUCACUAGAGCGUCACAAAAAUCCUCAUAGAUGUUAUCCUCACUCACAUACAGUAUUAUAAAUAAUAUACAACACAAAUACAUAGAUCAACGACAGUUCCUAUGAUCGGAACCAAGAUUCUCUCUCGACAAUUUUUCUAGAAGAUACUCAAAUGGGCUUUUCCGAAUUUCCCAAGCUUGCUUCCGUUCAUUGCUCUUCCCAAUUUUCACACUAGAUGAAAUGCAUUGCACGCAGGAAUACACAUUCUCCAAGCAUGCUCACGUGGUAACAUUGAAACUCAUUCAUUCUAUUGUGCAAACCUAGCUGUGACUGUCAUCUUCAAAACUUGUGUUUACUAAUUUUGAUUAUUUAUACAAAACCCUGCUCGUGUUAAACAUUAUUUGCGGCAAAACUAAAUAAACCUAUU
This is a messenger RNA of Pomacea canaliculata, 4918 nucleotides long. RefSeq names its product leucine-rich repeat-containing protein 74B-like. The transcript is spliced from 11 exons. Lineage: Eukaryota; Metazoa; Mollusca; Gastropoda; Architaenioglossa; Ampullariidae. Gene Ontology annotation, molecular function: calcium ion binding; protein binding. The record is from RefSeq and is a predicted model, not a curated record. The coding region runs from base 1949 to 3568 and encodes 539 amino acids.